AUCUACUUUCAUUUUCAUUUCAAAAGAGACAAGUGGUAAACUAAGUUAUAAUAGUAAUUGUGAUUAUAUGGAUCUAUAUGAGAAGGAUAGCAAUAUGACAACAAUUCCUGUAAUUGAUUUCCAGCUGUAUGCUGUGGGAAAGGAAGGUCAUGUUGAAUUGGACAAACUUGGCUCAGAAAUGUGUCAAGCAUUGGAGGGAAUAGGAUUCUGCUAUCUGAAAAAUCAUGGCAUCCCUGAGGAAACUAUAAAUGAAGCAUUCAGCUCAUCAAAAGACUUCUUUUUGCAGCCUGUGAAAGAAAAGGAAAAGUUUGCAAGAUCACAUAACUAUAAUUUUGGUUGGGUUGGACUAGAAGUUGAAAAAUUAAACCCAGAGAGACCCGUGGGAGACUAUAAAGAGGCUUGGAAUAUGACCCCAGAGGACCAUCUAUUAGAAUGGCCUUCUGAAAAAGUUCCUAACUUUAAACCGUCUAUGCAGAAAUUAUUUGAGAUGUGUACAGAUCUGUCAAAGAGAAUAUUUGAUGUUGUUUCAGUUGGUCUAAAACUAGAUGAACAGAAAUUUCUUCAGAACUGCCACAAAUAUAUUGGAAGCACAGAAAACAAGACUUCUCUGAGGUCAUUAUUUUAUCCUGCUCUUCAAGAAGUGAUUAAAGAAGGACAAGUUAGAUGUGGUGAACAUUCUGAUUAUGGCAGUUUGACCUUGUUAUUCCAAGAUCAGAUUGGUGGGCUAGAGGUUAGGAACUGUGAAGACCAAUAUGUACAUGCCACCCCGAUACCAGGCACUGUUGUUGUCAAUAUUGGUGAUCUGAUGCAAAGAUGGACAGCUGAUAAAUUGAAGGCUACUAAACAUAGAGUUCUAAAUCCAAGUAAUGAACAACAGAGGAGGCAGAAUAGACAAUCAAUGGCAUUUUUUGUUCAGCCAGAUGAUAAGUUAAUUAUUGAAUGUCUGGAUAAAUCUAAUAAAUAUGAACCAAUCAGUAGCAUUGACUACUUAAAUUCAAGAUUUAAAGUAACAUACUGAAAUGUACCAUAAUCCAUUAUCCAUAUUAUUUAUGUGAUUUAUUCUUAUUAUCAAACAUUUAUUUUAAUUUGUAACAUAUAUAUAUAUCUACAUCACUAGCCUGUCAACACUGAUGUUGUGAGUUGGAACCCAGCACAUAGUAGGUGCGUUUGACUCUGAUCUUAAUUGACUAGGAUUACCAGUUAUCCAGUCGAGGGUCAUGGUUCUCUCCGUGAACUCCGGCUUCCUCCACUAAUAAAAAGUCACCACAUAGCCAAGAUUGCUAAAAGAAAAAAAAAAUACUAUUACAAUGUGAAAAAUAGACAAACUACUGAGCAUAUCUAUACCUCUACUCUAAGAAUGGGGAUCAUAUUGAAAUCAUCUUUAUCUGUCCAUCUAGCUUUCAUCCAUCCAUUUGUCCAUCAAAUAUAUUUCUCACACUUUUUCUUCAGUUGAAACCUUACAAAAUGACUUCCAAUUUGUUUCACCAGCUUGACAGUGACUUGUUGUACUAACAUUUGAACAGCUUUUAGAUAUAGUUCCGACAUCUACUUCUUAUUUGCCAUAUACUUUGAAUUUUUAAACAUUUUGAAGGAAUUUAAUAUUUUUCAUCACCCAUUUCUCAAGUACUAAUGAACGGAUUAUAACUUCAUAUUUAGUCAGUUGGUUGACAGUGAUGAGUUGUAACAUGUGAGCGCUUUUCUGGGUCUCAAAACAUCUUCUUCCUAUUUGCAAUCAUUUGAUUUUUUCUGUAUGUUUAAUGAACUUAAUAUUUUCAUCAAACCUUUCUCCUCCACUACAGAAUGAGUUCUUAUCUGGUGUGCAGCUUGACAUUGAAAGAUACCAAACGGAUACUUUAAAGUCAUAAGUCGAAAAAGAUUUGAAAAUAACAUGGCAAAAAACGAAAAACGACCAACAGUCUACAAAACACAGGUAAUAAGCAUAUCCUGCUACAUAUGUGGCGCCUGUGAUGUUGUUCGUGUAGGUACACAUUUGAUGAUAAAGCUUUUUCGGUAGGUCACAAUUGAGGAAAAGAGGACAGGGUUGUGCUUACAACAAUUGAAAUAUAUCUGUCGUCAUCUAUGAAACAUUCCAUAACGGUAAACCAAGUUGUGAUGGCAUCCAUAAAUUAAGUUUUUGAAGGGAUGAUUUCAACUUUACUACAAGGAAUUCUAGUUUAAAAGCUUCUUUAAAAGCAGCAACUCUAUAUCAAAGAAAAUCAUGAUAGGAAAUGCAAGCUCUGGAAUAUUGUAUCAACUGGGAGAUACAUACUCCAUAUGUAAGUCCUGCUGAAAUGUUGCUAUAUAAAAAUGAAUAGUUCACAAAUGAGACGCUGAAAUCCUCUGUUUUGUCGUAAAGUUUUGUUCUCAACCGACCCUUAUUGUCAAUUUCUAGAAGUAAGUCAAGAUAUGAGGCAGACUUAACUGUAUCUGGUGUAUCCUUUAUUUCAAGUUGGACUGGAUAGAUGUGUUCAACAUAGGUGCUGACUUUGAAUUUUUAGUGAGAGAACAUCAUCUAGGUAUACAGUCAGAGAUAUAACUCUAUAGGGUUAUUACAGAAAAUAACUUGCGUGUGUUAUUACAGAUACUUUCAUGAGUUAUCUACUCUUUAUUCCUUAAAUUUUCUAUAUCUGUAAUAACAUAUGUUUGUUAUUUGUAAAAUAAAUCAAAAAUAUUUUAAUUUAUAGUGGGCUCUAGGGAACUCUUGAGACUUUGCGCAGAAACUAAAUGGAUAGCCUUGAUAACUAAUUUUUAAAUUAAAUUAAUACAUUUUUGAUUAACCAUGGUAAAUCAAUGAGACAAGGCUUUUAAGGGAUAAACUUAGCUGUAAUAACAAGGCUUACUUAUUAAAGGAAUGUAACUUAUUAUAUGAGACACUUGGGAAUUACUGGGAAGCUUGCGCAGAAUCUCAUUACAUGCUCUGGUCAUUAUUUCUUACAAUAAAUUAAAAUACAUUGUAAUUAAGCAUGAUGUAUGUCUCAGCAAAUGCUUUGGAGUGAUAUAGAGAAGCUGUGAUAACACCCUUUAGUUAUUACAGGCAUAUUUUUUCUGUAAUAACAUAGGUAUACUAUUCAAAAUUGUCAAACUAUGAACUGUUAUAUCUUUCUAUAGUUAAGUAUACAUAAAGACAAUAGCAAUAUCAAUAGAACUUGCAUACAUUUUAACUAAACUAAUGAUGUAUAUUGUCCCUUUGAAACAUGUAACAUACAUAUGUUAUCACAGUUCUUUGAUUUUUCAGUCUACAAUAACAAAUGUAUGUUAUUUUUCUGUAAUAACCCUAUAGAGUUAUAUCCCUGACUGGUAUAGCGGAAUGUGAAGGUAUAUGUUAAAUUAAAUGCUAGCUUCUUUUCAUUCUUCAUAAGAACUUAAUUAUGAAUUCAGCCUCAUAUGAAUAAAGGAAUAAGUGGUGAAGAUGAGGAUCACAGUUAGUUCCGUGCCUACAGGAAAACUGAUUGUUAAUUGAAAUAACAAGUCCUUCAAACUUGGCAUUUAUGUUGUCGAUCCAGAAACCAAGCAUCUUGAUAAUGUCAGUUUCAGAGAAUUUAUUUUUUUAAUUAAAGUGGAUAUUUAAAAAAUACGAUGUAUCCCUCCCUAAAACAAGAUGUUUGCUUCUAUGUCAGCUAUUCCUUGUUAUUGAAAAAAGCAGGAUUUUCAAUUUUAUAUUUAGUUUGAAAUAGGGAAAACUUCUGUGAAGAGUAAAAAUAUUCCAAAGUUAAAUGUUAAAACAAAAUUGCAAGAGGAUAGAGACUUAGACUGUAUGUACUCUACAUGAAUAACUGUAAGGGAAGAGUUUAAUAGUACAUGUACAUGUAGUAUAUAAUCCUGUAUCUUAUUUUGACUAAGUCAAACAUUAAUAACUGUCUGAUCACAUGGUCAUAUUGUCAGCAACUGUGUUAUUAUUACUUUUAUGUUAUAAACAUAUGGACAUCUAUGCAUGCAUGGUAUAUGCACUCACUGUUGUAAUCAUUUCAUUAUAAAAAGUCACAUUACAAAACAUAUUGUUGAGUAAAGUGAUUAAGGGUCUCAUUGUAUUAUUUCGUAUCUUUUAUUUGCACUGUACUAAUAUCAAGUCAAUAUACUUCUAUUACAAGUGUU
Mytilus californianus (California mussel) is the source of this 4092-nucleotide messenger RNA. RefSeq lists its product as uncharacterized. Bases 68 to 1018 code for a protein of 316 amino acids. Gene Ontology annotation, molecular function: dioxygenase activity. The transcript has 9 exons. Lineage: Eukaryota; Metazoa; Mollusca; Bivalvia; Mytilida; Mytilidae. The record is from RefSeq and is a predicted model, not a curated record.